This is a messenger RNA of Toxotes jaculatrix (banded archerfish), 2467 nucleotides long. Its product is annotated as interleukin-17 receptor D. The record is from RefSeq and is a predicted model, not a curated record. The transcript has 12 exons. Bases 115 to 1914 code for a protein of 599 amino acids. Lineage: Eukaryota; Metazoa; Chordata; Actinopteri; Toxotidae. Gene Ontology annotation, molecular function: protein binding; interleukin-17 receptor activity.
CACACUGGUAGCCUCUCACAACCAUCCAGUCCAGUGAGUGAGAGUGUGUGUCUGUGUCUGUGAGUUUGGGGUCUUGUGCUCACAGUUGGACGAUGUCAUGCAGGCUGUAGCAACAUGUGGAGGGCAGCUCUUGUUCUGUACCUGCUCUUGGUACUCGGUCAGCCACUCUGGGCUCAAGCGGAUGCCACAGCUGCUGCCGUCACUCCUCAGGACUGCGGUCUGGACUGUAUCCGACAGGGAGGACCGGGAUGUGAGUACUGCAGAAUAACCAGAAGUGAUGUCAAGAGGGCUCUGGGUUUUAACUCCAUCAAAGAGUUUGGAAGUUGUAUUCCCUGGCCGUGUUUUCAGCUGCUAGGGGAAGAAGACCCUGAAAUCUGUCAGCACUACGUCCACGCACCAAAUGAUGUGAAGGUUGAAUCUGUACACGAGCCAGACCCCAUGUCUGACACUAUUGUUGUCUCCUGGAAGCCCAGUUACUAUGGGAUCGCCUUCCUGCGAGGCUUUCAGGUGUCCCUCCAGGCUUUGGGAGGGUCUACUUUUGCCUGUCAGCUUUUUCUCUUCAACCGUAACCUCUCCCUCCCAGCUUCACAAGCUCAAAGGGUAUACAAGUCGGACCCUUUCCCCGGCCUUUCCCUUGGGUCCCAGUAUGCUGUUACGGUCAUGGCUCUGCCGGUGCCUGAGGAGUGGGAGAGGUUCUACCACAGCAAGAUUUUCUCCACUCGAUCAUGUGCAGAGAAGAACGGUCUUGAGCAGUGCAAAAAGGACUGGUACCCCAAACAUGUUAAGGUCCAGCAGGAAGGGACUGCCAUCACUGUGACCUUUAACCUGGCUCCACCAAACCUGGGCAUCACAAGCUACUUCUCACUUUGUUACACAAACGGCAUCAAGAAAUACACAGACAUAACACCUAUUGCCACCAAAAACAAAACUUACCACAGCUAUCAGCUGAAUGACCUUCAAGAAGGAACCAAUUACACCUGCGAGAUUGCAGCUAACGAAGUGGAUGCAGUGCGGAAAACAUUCAAUGUUCGGGUCAUGCGUGUUGAGAAAGAAGGUACACCGCCGCCCUCUGUCACCCCCUCCCUGGCUCUGAUGCUCCCACUGUGCCUGGCUGUGGUAGCCAUAGUUGUAGUCUUACUGGCUGCUCUUACCUGGAGAAGAUCCAACCUGCAGAUGAAAGAACUUGACAUAAAACCAGACAUCAUCAGGCAGCAUCCAGAGAGCGGGACUCAGGAGGAAGCGGUAUCAUUACCGAGAAGCAGGCUGACCCCUCCUCGUCUUCUGAUUUGCUACAGCAGCUAUGAUGGCCCCGCUCAUGUCAAAGCUGUCAUGCAGCUAGGGGCCUUCAUUCAGCAGCACAUGGCCACUCAGGUGUGCCUGGACCUGUGGGACUCUCUGAGCCUGGCUGAAGAGGGCAGUAUGGCCUGGUACUGCCGGCAGAUCCGGGAGUGCGACUUCAUCUUGGUGAUCUGUUCUCGGGGCCUUAACCACAGACCUAAGCCUCCAGAGUCAGAAGGUGAUGACGAAGAUGAGGAGGGGGAGAGGGGUCUGGCCUUUGGGUCCAGCGCCUUCAGCUCUGAUGCAGCCGUCCAGCUUAUUGGAGAGGAGGUGGGCCGAGCCAAAGCCAGGGGCCAGGACCUGUCCAAAUACAUGGCAGCCAUUUUUGAGUACUCUGAGGAAACUGACAUCCCAACUGAGCUGAGGCUGGUAUCUCACUACACGCUGACAACUGACCUGCCGCUGCUCUUCUCCCACCUCCACGGAGUGGCUCUGCACAGCCCUGGGGCUUACCUGAAGAUAAACCACAUCUCAGAGGGAGGUUUUGCCAAAUUACCAGCCGGAGCAGCUCUGCAGUGGGCUAUCUAUGAGGCUGAAACGGCAAUGAGAGCAGAAAGGCAUCACAAUCCCUGCUGAUGUGCUCUCAAGCAAUCAACCAACUGUCUCAGCUGUGCUGCAGGGGCAGUAACUGUGCACUUUGAUCUCUAAAACGUGUUAACAUGCUACCUAUGUAUGUGCACAGGAAGGAUUUGUUAAAAAAGUAAAAAAAAAUGUCCACUGAUUUGCAUGAUGGUCAGUAAAGCUAAAUACAUUUGAGAUUUUCUGUUGUUUUCUGUUCACUUUAUUUCAAUGUCAUGUAAAAAGCCUUUACAAAAUUAAGCAUUGUAACAUUAGCACUGUACAUAAAAAUCCUAUUAAACUCAUAAAUGAGUUAGUGAAGUUAUUCUGUGAGAAUGUUUACCUUGAGCUGGAUACUGAACAUUGUAUGCAUGCAUGCAUGUUUACAGUCAUGCUUAUAUUUUAUUUAUACAUGUGCAUUUUUCACAUAUAAAUAAGAAUGAAUAAAUAUACCCGAUCAUUCUUCAUUUUAUGCUGAUGUUGGGUUACACACCUUGUCAAAUGUGAGCUGUCUUGUAUUUUAUGUUGUAUUUCUGUCAUAGUCAUAUACAUAUGUUACUUUGUGAAUCUA